GUUCGACAGUGAGCUGAGCCAGGCUCUGGAGCAGGCCGCCCUGGAGAGGGAGCAGAAGGACAAGGCCUGCCAGGAGAGCACGGCUCUGGGGGCGGAGCUCUACGGUUUGCGCCGCAGCCUGCAGGAGGGCCAGGUGGAGGCGGCCCGUCUCCAGAAGCAGAAGGACGAGUUGUGCGCUCAGAUCCGUGACCUCAGCCUGCCGGUGGAUCUGGCCUCCGACUCGCUGCCCGACCUCAAGAAGAAGCUCCGCCUCCUGGAGGUGGAGGCCGGCGAGCGAGCGCACGAGGUCACCGAGCUCGCCAGCAAAAUACAGCAGCAGCAACAAGUGCACAUGCGCUCUGAGAUGGAGAUGGAGAGGAUGAAGCAGAUGCACCAGAAGGAGCUGGAGGACAAAGAGGAGGAGCUAGAGGACGUGCACAAGUCGUCCCAGAGACGGCUCAGGCAGUUGGAGAUGCAGCUGGAGCAGGAGUACGAGGAGAAACAGAUGGUGAUUCACGAGAAGCACGACUUGGAAGGACUCAUAGCAACUCUGUGUGACCAGGUGGGCCACCGGGACUUCGACGUGGAGAAGAAGUUGAGGAGGGACCUGAAGAGGACCCAUGCCCUGCUGGCCGACGCCCAGCUCCUCCUCUCCACCGUGGACAGCCCAGGGCAGCACCUCCCCGCCGGGGGCCGCGAGCAGAUCGAGCGCCUGCACUGCCAGUUGGAGGAGAGCGAGGCGAGGAGGCUGGAGGUGGACGCCGAUGUGGGGACUCUCUCCCAGGAGCUGGAGAACUCUCAGAUUGAGCUGGAGAACAUCUGCAAGCAGAAGAGUGUGGUGGACGAGCAGGUGUCCCUGCUGCAGCACGAGAAGGUGGACCUGCUGAAGAGGCUAGAGGAGGACCAGGAGGACCUCAACGAGCUCAUGAAGAAGCACAAGGCACUCAUUGCUCAGUCCUCCAGUGACAUCGCUCAGAUCCGGGAGCUGCAGGUGGAGCUGGAGGAGGUGAAGAAGCAGAGGCACUCUCUGCAGGAGGAGCUCCAGCAGAGCGCGUCCAGGGUGCAGUUCCUGGAGGCCUCCACCGUGGGGCGCAGCAUCGUCAGCAAACAGGAGGCUCGCGUGUGUGACCUGGAAAGUAAACUGGAGUUUCAGAGGGGGCAAGUCAGGAGGUUUGAGGUGCUGGUGUUGCGUUUGAGGGACAGCGUGGUCCGUCUGGGGGAGGAGCUGGAGCAGAGCGCCCAGGCCGAGGUCCGGGAGAGGGAGAACGCCCGGUACUACCGGCAGCGCCUGCAGGACACCCGGGUGGAGAUGGAGGAGCUGGUCCAGAGGGAGCAGGACAGCGGGCGGAGGCGCAUGGAGCUGGAGAUGCAGGUGGAGGAGCUGAACGCCGUCCGUCAGGCGCUGCAGGCCGACCUGGAGACCUCCAUCCGCCGCAUCGUGGACCUGCAGGCCGCCCUGGAGGAGGUGGAGUCCAGCGACGAGAGCGACUCUGAAAGCGUUCAAACUGCUGUGGAGUCCUUGACUCAAAGGAGAGAGCAUGACUCGGUGUCCAGUGUCGGGUCCAUCGGGACGGAGGACGUGGGCGAGGGGAUCCGUCAUUGGCUGGGAGUGCCCAGUGGAAGGGGGGGCGGCAGUACCGCCGGCAGCCAGAGGGGGCGCCAGUCGGUCGCUGACACCAUGAGCACCUACAGCUUCCGCUCCUGUGUGGACCCCGAUGACGAGGGCUCCGAGGCCGCGGUGGCCGGCGCCCGGGGGCCCGGUCGCGCCCCGUCCUCCUCGGCUCUGUCCGAGCUGCUGGACGGACUCCGCAAACGGCGCGGCGGCGGCGGUGAGGCGGCGGCCGAAGGAGCCGGCAGCGCCGUCUCUCUGCCGGUGUAUCAGACCACGGCGGCCUCCACCCUCAGGCGGAGGGCUUCGGCCCUCUCGCUCGGCCCCGGGGACCCCCAGGAGGCCCGGCCCGGCAUCCUCAAGCCGCCCUCGCCACUCCUGCCCCGCGCCGCCAGUGCUCGCUCCGUGGGCGACGCGCUCCCCUCGCUCCCCUCGCUGCCUCACCUCUCCUCAUUGCCACCCGCCCUCGCCGCCAGCCAUCGCCCCCCCUCCCUGACCAUCCCGGAGGAGGACCCGGUAGAGCGCCUGCUCUCCCGGACGACCCCCUUGCCGCAAGCGCCGAGGCGCUGCCUGCUGGGAGGCCUCGCCGCGGGGGAGCGGGGCGAAGGCUCCCUGGGUUCAGAACCCUUGGUCUUCCAAAACCGCCGCCUGGUGGAGGACCGCGAGGACGCCGCCUCCGACAUCCUGCCCGCCAUCCGGAGAGCGCAGUCCACCAGCAGCCUGGCCGGCUCGGUGAGGGGGGGCCGCAGGGCGCUGAGCGUCCACUUCGGAGAGUUGCCCCCCUCCACCCGCGGCAGGAAGAGCUCCGAGACCGAGUCCUCCAGCUCGGAGGGUUCCGGGGGGAGUUCCCAGGGGGGCGGGUCCAGGCGCAGGUUUGAGGGUCCGCAGGGGGAAAGGCUGGAGGCCGAGGGCAGCGAGGGGGGGGACGUGGCCUCGGUCAUGAAGAGGUACCUGAAGAAGGAGACGGACUGAGGCGGACGAGCGCCUCGACGGGUCCUCGUCUUCAGACUGAAGAAGCACGUCUGCAGUCAACAAGGAGCUUUUUAUUUUGACUCUUUGUAAACGAAUAAACACAUUUCAUCUGAA
This is a messenger RNA of Gasterosteus aculeatus aculeatus (three-spined stickleback), 2674 nucleotides long. NCBI's taxonomy places the organism in Eukaryota, Metazoa, Chordata, Actinopteri, Perciformes, Gasterosteidae. The record is from RefSeq and is a predicted model, not a curated record.